Molecule: messenger RNA, 2196 nt
Organism: Paramecium sonneborni
Lineage: Eukaryota; Ciliophora; Oligohymenophorea; Peniculida; Parameciidae
Source: the annotation of a GenBank genome assembly
AUGGAUGUCUUUAAAAUUCUCAAAACUUAGGGAACUAAUGUAGACAUUUUAAAUUUAGAAUCUAAGUAUUCAUAACAUUUAUCUAUUAAGAUAAAUCUCAAAUUUAGAAGAACUCCUCCCAUAAUUAGCAAAUUUUAGCAAUUUAAAACAAGUACUUAAUUAAUUAUAAAAAUUAAGCUUAAUUUAAAUGGAAAUCGUUUAACUUCAUUACCAGAUGAUUUAGGAUUAUUAGAUACUGUUGAAGUAUUGUGUUUGACAAAUAACAUCUUUACUGAAGUACAAUUAUAUAAUCUUAAAUCAUAUUUAGAUAGGAUAAGUUGUUGAAGCAUUAUAAACCAUGCCUAAUCUAAUUCAACUUGAAAUUAGUCUAUCUUCCAAAGAAGAAGAAUAAUUUAUUAUUGAAUCUCUUCCAAAUCUAUAAAUUUUGAAUUCUUAAAAAAUAAACUAAGAUUAACAACAAAUUGAUGAAAGUUCAGAAUAAUAAACUAUACAAUAAUCAGAGAUAUCUAUGAGUGCUCAGUAAGAAAUUACACUUUAAUAAUAUGAUUUAGAAUAGAUGGCAGUAAUUUAUUAUUCAUUUUUUAGAUUCUAUAUGAUAAUAUAAGGGAAUACAAAAAAGAUGACCAAGAAGAUAAACUUUUUGAUUAAUAAAUAAGAACAAUUAUGUUAGAUUUAUAAUCUAAAGUUAAGUAAAAUAACCCAGAUCAUUUAACAAAUUUAUAUAUCUUAACAGUAAAAAUAUAAAUUUAAUAAUUUAGGCUAAAUAUAAUUUAUAUGAAAUUUGCUUUAAGUCUAUUCUCAAACAUUUCAAAUAAAAUAAUAAAUAAUUAGAUUUUAUCUUUACAAAAAUUCAUGAUAUACAUUUGUCAAUUUUUAAUGAUUUAAGCAAUGUAGUAUAGAAUGUCAAAUCAACUUCUAAAAAUACUUCAUAAUUAUAAUUAAAUUAAAAAUAAUUGGAUUUAUCAUAAUAAUAACCUGAAAAAGGAGUUAUAAAUAGACUUCGAUAAGAAUUAGUAGAACUUUAAUAAAUAAAUAAUGAAUUAGAAAAAGAAAAUAAAAGAUAUCUAGAUUUAUUGAUAAAACAUUCUCAAGGAGAAAAAGAGUCUAAGAUUAAUGAUGAAAAUAAUUAAAAAUAAACUGAUUCUUAUUAGACAUAACAUUACACUAAAAAUUUGUCAUCAUAAAAUAUUUAAUAAAACAAUAAUCAAAUAUUUUAAUCAAAAUAAUCAUAGUAUUCGAAUUCUAUGCCACAACAAGUAAAUAUAAGGAAUUUAACACUAAAAUAACUAAAAGAUGUUGUAAAUGAAAUUUAUGAAAGCAAACAAAAAUUUGAUUAAAAAUGUUCUGAUUCUAAAUUGCCAAGAGAAACCAUGGAAUAACAUAUGUAUACAUUUUUAAAUCAAAAAUAUGGACUUAAAAAUCUCAUAAUUGAAUGGGCAAUUUCAAUAAUAAAUUCUGUAAAAAAAUAUGCUACUGAAGAUAAUGAUAUUGCUGUGUUUGGAAAGAUUUUAAAAAAUGAAUGUGAUGAAGAAUUUAGAUUUGUCUAAACUCAAGUAAAAAAUACAAUGUAAGAAUUAUUAAAAGUAACUAUUAUUUUUAUUUAGAUGUAUCUAAGAGGUAAACAUCCAUUGAAACACUAAGCUGAAAUUAAAGAAAUGCUUAAUUAAAGAAUUAAUGGUUAAUUAUAUGAAGAAGAGGCAGUUGACAUUAUUAAAUAUAUGUAUAAUUAAGAAGAUUCAGAAUUAUUACUUGAAAAAUUGAAACAAUAUUAUAUUGUUCCACAAAAAACAAAUGAUCGAAGACUUACAAGAGAAGAACAAUUAAUGAUUUUAUAGGAAAAGGAUAAAUAUAAAUUAGAUUAUUAGGUUUUUCAAAAAAUUAUAUUGGACUUUUAACUUAAGUCUCAUGAAAAGUAUUUAAAAAAAUUUAUUGUUAUUUUCAAAUAAAUGGAUACUGAUCUUAAUGGAAUAAUUGAUGAAGUAAGAUUUUUUUAUUAUUUAGAAUGAAUUCAGAAAUUUAAUAGAUGUAUUAAAUUUUGAUGCUGGAGAUCUUGAGAUACAAAAAUAUUUGAAUAUUGUUGAUCCUUAUAGUCAUUAAUAAAUAACAUUUUCAUAAUGUGUUACGCUUUUUUCAUCUGAAUCUGUUCCUGGAUCGAAUGGAUAAAUGUAAAUACUCUAAAGAAUUUCGGAAUAAUGA